Erinaceus europaeus (western European hedgehog) is the source of this 1170-nucleotide messenger RNA. It is a transcript of the gene LRATD1, whose product is annotated as LRAT domain containing 1. The coding region runs from base 256 to 1122 and encodes 288 amino acids. The record is from RefSeq and is a predicted model, not a curated record. The transcript is spliced from 2 exons. Lineage: Eukaryota; Metazoa; Chordata; Mammalia; Eulipotyphla; Erinaceidae.
GGGCUGGGGCUGCAGAGCGGAGCCUGGACUGGCAGGUACUGCCUCGCAGCUCCCUCCGCAGGCGCUCGGGCUCCGCGCCCCCGGACGCACCGAGCGGGGCAGAGCCGCAGCCCGGGUCCACGCCGCCGGGACCCUCGCCGCCAGCGCCUCCGCUGCACCCAUGGGGACCCGGAGACUUUAGACGAGUUUGGGGGUUCGGGAGCAGGGAAACCACUGAUCCCCGCGCCCGGCCCCCGCCUCGCUGCCGCCUCAUUGAUGGGCAACCAACUGGACCGCAUCACGCACCUCAGCUACAGCGAGCUGCCCACUGGGGACCCGUCGGGGGUCGAGAAGGACGAGCUGCGGGUCGGGGUCGCCUACUUCUUCUCGGAUGAGGAGGAGGACCUGGACGAGCGCGGCCAGCCCGACAAGUUCGGGGUGAAGGCGCCCCCGGGCUGCGCGCCCUGCCCCGACAGCCCGGGCCGCCUGCUGCGCCAGCUGGUGCUGCACGACGCGCCGCUGUCGGCCUUCCGCGGCCAGGAAUGCAUCUUCUCGGCCCCGGGGCCGACGGGGGACGCGGACGGGGACGGGGAGCCGGCCGUGUGCGCCGCGUCCGCGCUGCCCGCGCUCUGCGAGCCAGGGGACCUGCUGGAGCUGCUGUGGCUGCGGCCCGAGCCCGAGCUGGAGCCCGCCCCGCACUGGGCGGUGUACGUGGGCGGCGGGCGAGUCAUCCACCUGCUGCGGGGCGAGAUCCGCCAGGACAGCCUGCAGCAGGCGGGCGCCGCGCCGCUGGGCCGCGUGGUCACUAGCUGGUACCGCUUCCGCCCGCUGCCCGCCGCGCUGGUGCUGCAGAACGCCCGCGGGCACCUGGGGCUCAAGCGGGAGGAGAUCUGCUGGCCCAGCUCCGAGAGCUUCGCCGCCUGGUGCCGCUUCGGCAAGCGUGAGUUCAAGGCGGGCGGCGAGGCUCUGGGCGCGCAGCCCCCGCAGUACUGCCUGCAGGUGCACCUGGGUGGCGGGAAGGUGCACACCGCGCGCUUCCCGCGUCUGGAGGACCUCAUUCGCGAGAAGCACCGCAUCCACGCUGCCGGCCGCCUGCGGGGGCUGAGGGAGCUGGCCGGCCUGGACCUGGACGACAAGGAGUGACCAUCGCGGGGGCUGGCCGGCCUGGACCUGGACAAGGAGUGACCAUCA